AAAGUACACAUUCAAAGAUCAAUGGUAGUUAAUUGAAUUAUUACCAGAGAUGUUCAGGGAAUCAUCUGGGCGCUCUUACACAAAAUAAUAAUCCCUUCCCGACUUCCGUUUACAACCGGAAGUUUCUUGUUUUUCCUGUUUACAUCCAGUAGCCUGCGAGCUACCAGCCUAAAAUAAUCGGCUGCAGGAUUUCUAACAAAAUGCCUGACAGUUGAUGAGUUUUGUGUGUUUAUUGUUGCUUCCUGCUGGUUUUUUGGGGUGUGGGGACCAUGGCUUCAGCUCGCCGGUGUUGCCUCUGUUUACCCUCGCCGGUUGUUCUGCUGCUGCUGCUGCGGUGGCCCGGGCUGCUGGUGGCCGCAAAGCAGGUCGCUUUGGUGGAGGUUUUUCUGGAUCACCAGCCCGCUGUUAGCACUCUGCUCCAGGGGGAGGUGGUGUCAAGCCGAGGUAUCAAGAGCUCAGAGACCCGGAACGAGGAGCAGGAGGAGCUGGAGGGGAACCUGGUGUUGAUCGGAGGUGACGCGACGCAGCCGAGCGAAGGGAGAGACGGGGAAAAUGGCGACUGGCAGGAGCCGUGGAUUGGCGUUGUGCCGGUGGAGAUGGACGACAGCAAAGCCUCCACUGGGAACCAGGAGUCUUUUGCUGAUGCAGUGGUUAACAAAAUGAAGCGGGCGUUGGUCCUGGGAGCGUCAGCGCUGAUCAUCCUGGCUCUGAACCAAAACACAGCCAGCGAGAUGGAUUUGUCUCAGGUUCUGCUGUCCAAGCCCAUCAUUGUGAUCCAAACAUCAGAGAACGUGACCAAGCUGAUUGGAGCUCUGCUGAGGGGUCUCCGGGCGACGGCUAAAAUCACGUAUGAGAUGAUCCUACAAGACAACUUGGGCGCCACGCUGACCCUGUGGUCCAGCUGUGGCCGGUCCAGAGGCGGCCUGUACGGAGAGUGGCAGGGGGUCAUCUGCACCGGCGAGAGCAAUUCUCAGGUCCAGAAGUACCUGCAGCAGCUGUGGGACACCGUCCUGCUGGUGGCGCUGAUCCUCUGCACAGGCGUCAUCGUUCAGGCCCGCUGGCAGUACCAGGACCGCCAGCUCAACGACAACCUAGAGCUGCAGCUUCUUCCCAAGCAGGACAUUCUGAAGAAAAUGUCGUCGCUGAAAACCAAAACGUAUCGUCGGCCCAAACCCUGGUGCGACCCGUCCCAGCAGACCGAGACGGAGAACUGCGCGGUCUGCCUGGAACCGUUCAACAACAACCAGUGUCUGCGGGUGCUGCCGUGUCUCCAUGAGUACCACAGGGAUUGCAUCGACCCCUGGCUGUUGCUGCAGCACACCUGCCCUCUGUGCAAACGCAGCAUCCUCGGUCAGUUCCCCACUUCCUCCCCCGCUGCCCCCCGGAUCCGACCCGUCUGAAGAGCUUCUGAUUCUCCCUGCAGGCGCCGUCCGCAGAGACAGCUAGCAGCCGCUGCUCCGCCUUCCCUGGGAGCGGAUCUGGACUCCAGGCGGCAGAAACUCUGCGUUAUGGAUUCGUGCUGAGCUCUUCCUGGGACGUCUGUUACGUUAAAAUAUGUGGAAUCUCUGCAGCUGAAGUCGGGCGCUGAAAUGUUUCGACAUGUAAAAACUAUUCGCUCCACAGACGACGACUUCUACUUCUUCCACACGCAGUUCACUGUAGCUCCUGAAUGAUGUCAGUAACAAACAUGUUCAUCUGAUUUAUUUCCUGCUAAAAUCACUUCUGUGCUUCUUGUUUGAAGAAUUAGCAGGUUUUUUUCCAGGGUGAAAAGAUUAUCCAGCUUUCAAAAUGAUCCGUACAGAAUACCUAAAUAUAAACAACGGUGGUGUGGAAACGUGUUUGUCCUCUUCCUCACUUUGUAUUUCUGCAUGUUUAUCACAGUUCAGUGUUUCAGGACAUCAAAUCAAUUUAAAUAUUUAUAAAUGAAGGCAUUAAAAAUCCAAAUGUUGAUUUGGAUUUAUUUGUAAUGAUGUCUGGACUGUGUGAAAAAGUUUGGUCCACAAGCCACAAAAAAUGUAAACAGAUUCUUGUAUUUAAAAUCCACUAAAGCUGUUUGUUUAUAAUCCUUCCACCCUGGAAAACAAAGAUCCAAACUGACCCGACGAGAGUUAAAGUGCUGUGCAAAAGUCUUAAAAAAAUAAUUUUAUUGUGAAAAUGUAUUUAAGUGUAGUUUAUAAAGAUAUUAUUGUUAUUCUCUUAACUUUGGCUCCUUUUUUCAAAUCUUAUCUUUCCUCUUUGUCGUUAAAUUUAAGGAACUUACAGCUUAUUUACAAUUUUAUUUUACUGCAUUUUAGGAACUAAAAUGUUUAUUUCGUUAUUUAAGAAACUAAAUUAUUUAUUUACACCUACUAAUGUAUUUUUAAUGUUAUAAAAUAAGCUUUAGUGCUUAAAUAAAAUGUGCCAAUUUCUUUUCAUCUGCAGCUCUAGUAACUUUAUGCCUGUAAUCACGUAGAUUUGACUUUUUUUAACAGAACAUUUAAAUAUUUUUUUGACUUCAUAGAAAGUCCAUGUGAAAUUAAUCUGAAAUUUCUGAGUUUUGGCAUGAAUUUACUCCUCUAAUGGCUCCAACACUCUGUCAUACAAUCAGACCAACAGUUGAUGUUUGAGUAGAAAUAAAACCUUUUGGGUUUAACCAAAUCAAAUCAAACAAAUCACAGAUGCAGGUCAAAGAAGGUCGCCUCCUAAAAGCUGAAGACUUUUGCACAACACUGUAAAAAGAAAAGUCUGCACAGUGAGGAGAAAUUAGUGUUGAGUCAUGCGCGCCCCCUGCUGGUGACUUCUGUACAUGCAGCUCUUAGUGACUCCAGAAAAGCAGACGCUUCUGCUUGGUGGGAUCAACGUUUUCACUUAUUUUGUAUAAAUCUGGGUCAGAUCUAAUCACUUGAAUCAGUUUGUAACUUUUAUUACAAAAAUGUUUUUUACACAUGUUAAAGUUGCUCCAUGUUGUGACAGAUAAUCUGUGAGAAGGUCAAUCUCCUCCACAUUUUCCCUGAGCCAUUACUGCAGUAUGAAGAAAGGCACCAAAACCAACAGCCAGGAGGCGGGGCUUAGCGCUGUCUAUCAUUCUCAUGUACUCACUGCUAAAUGUGCUUAUUGUCAGGAAUACAGUCUAUCUGCUGUCAUGCUAUGCUAACUAUCUAACCAGCUAUAGAUUAGCAAAGAGCAUGGGGGUGAUUGACAGCGCUAAGACCCUCCCCUUCCCUCUGAGUGGUUUAUUUAUGCAGUUAUUAGAACGGAAAGGAGCUCAUUUUCUCACAGAUUAUCUCCUACCGUCACAACAGUGAUCAAUUUAACAAGUAUGUAAAAAAAUUUUUUUAUACAAGUUACAUUUUUAUGCGUUUGACCACGGAUGACUCAAACUUGAAAGCUGUCAAAACAACUGCAUUAUUUAUUAUCUUUUUUGUUGUUUUUUUUUGUCAUGUCAACUCCAAAAUAGUAAUAAUUUGUCUUGUUACAAAAUGUUCUGACAGAUAGAUCGGUUCUCUUGUAGAAAAUAGUUUGUGCAUGGCGACAUGACGCAGCCUGUGCUUCCAAACGUUUGGUUCUGACCCGGUUCUCGCAAUCAGAGCGGCCAGGAGGGGGCGCUCACGUCCACUCUGAUGGUUUGGUCAGCUGAUGUUCUUCCAGAAGGAGAGGGAACGCUCUUUGAUGGAGGGAACGCUCUUUGAUGGAGGGAACGCUCUUUGAUGUCUUACUUGUUUACAUCUUUGGAUCGUAAUAAUAAACCAAUUUGUUACUUGGCAAAAAUGAAAAGUCUGAUUGUGGUUGUGGUGAGCCGAGGAAGGAAAUCAGUGCUAAAAUUAAUCGUUUUGGGGUUUUUUAAAAAAGAAAAAAAAAAAGA
Messenger RNA from Gambusia affinis (western mosquitofish), 3841 nucleotides. It is a transcript of the gene rnf215, whose product is annotated as ring finger protein 215. Gene Ontology annotation, biological process: ubiquitin-dependent protein catabolic process. The record is from RefSeq and is a predicted model, not a curated record. NCBI's taxonomy places the organism in Eukaryota, Metazoa, Chordata, Actinopteri, Cyprinodontiformes, Poeciliidae. The transcript has 9 exons. Bases 270 to 1400 code for a protein of 376 amino acids. Gene Ontology annotation, molecular function: ubiquitin protein ligase activity.